Nelumbo nucifera (sacred lotus) is the source of this 578-nucleotide messenger RNA. NCBI's taxonomy places the organism in Eukaryota, Viridiplantae, Streptophyta, Magnoliopsida, Proteales, Nelumbonaceae. The record is from RefSeq and is a predicted model, not a curated record.
UUUGGUAAGGAGGGUGGAGGAGAGGAUGGAUUGUCAUCUAGAGUAGCUGAAAACUAAAUCCGUCAGGAUGGAUAUUAGGUUGGGCAGGUUAGAAUCUAGAUUGGAUUUGGCUUUGAAGAAGUUGGAUUCUGGUGAUGUGUAUUUGAAUGAUUUUAGUUGGGGGAAGACACUACAAAUGGAUAUAUGGGUAUUCAGAUUAGGGAAGUCACUGAAGGGUCAGAGCUGGAUGCGGGUUCAUGGCGAGUUAAUGUUUGUUUCUAUCAUGAUAAUGUUGAUGAUGGGGGAUCUUUUGUGCUACAACAAGGGAUGGGGAAUGUGGAAACAAAGGAUGAGGAUCAGGAGAGUCUCUUCUUUGUUGAUUUUCUUGUGGUAGUGGUGAUUGUCCCUAAAUAGCCACAUGGUAAUGAAGAUAUAUGGGUAUAACUAUUGAGAGGGCGACCUCUCCUUGGUUGUUAGAGGCCUUAGGAAUCUUGUUUCUCAACAUUCACCAUAUUUCUUAUUUUUGUGUGAGACCAAGAUUCCUGAGGAGAAGGCUACUCACCUAGCCAGAAUUCUUAAAUUUCCCCAUCAAGUUGUGA